AUGACAUCCUACAUCACAGGGCUCCUCCUGAAGAUCCAUAUGCCUGACGUGUCAGGCCUGGCCAUUGCAAAUGACAACACCAAAGCCCCCUCCAUCAAUUACAUAAGCAUGUAUAGUCCCGAGCUCGUGCUGCCCAAGGCCGAGUCCUACGAAGAACUACAUAAAAUGAUUCUUUUUUUCGCCGAUCCUUCGAAUCAAAUAGACAAAUCCACCCAAUUGAGUCUAGUCGGGCUCAUCCGAGGGUCCUGUUCCCUAGCAACCCAGUUUAAUCCGAAAAGCGGCCCUACUACCAUAAGUGUGGAAGGAGGUGCUAUAGUGGUUGUGGAAGUUGAAAAGGGGAUAUUUAUGGCUUGCUCCUUGGCCUUGUCCACAGACUCGGACCUGCAAAGAAGACUCGUUGAGAUACAGAUAGAGAGGCUCCUACAAAGGUUCCAUAGCUACUUCAAGAUUCUACACUAUCAGGCCGAAAGCAUGUUUGACGGCAAUUUCCAAGAGCUGCAUGGCCCAAUUCUCGAGGAUUUCUACAUGGGACUUAUCAAUAAUUACAACGAGGGAAUCUUGUCGAGGAGACUUAAAAGAGCCUUGAUCUGGCCUAACUCGCUCUGCUACCAGGGCGUUUUCCUGUUCUUCCCAAGCAACUCCUAUAAAUCCCUGUCUGUGAGAGUUCCUGAUUCUCAAAGACCCGAUCUUGAGGCAGUCUGGGAGAAAGCGUCAGUAAAGCCUUCUGCAGUAUUUGUGGCCAACUUGGAUAAGACCAUACCUAAACGAGAGGGUCUCAUCUACAAAAAUCCCGGGGAUAUCCAUGGCGAAGCUGUGCUUGAGGUGUACAGAUUACUCGAAUUCUUCUCGUACCAUGAUGCGCUUGAUAGCACGAGACUUGGUCUGAGGAGGAUGUUCAGGGGGAUGUUUUCAGGUGGUGAUAGUAAGGAUGUUUCGCCACUGCCUGAACUUCUUCAUCCUUCUUCCCUAGCCCAGACGCUUGUGGUGCUGCCGCUCUCUACAACACUAGAUGGUAUUAAGUUUCUUGGACUGACUGUGAAUGAGCAGCUUCCGUCAACGUGGAUUCCGUUCUAUCGUGGUCAACAGCAACAAGAACAACAAGAACAAUCACAGCUGCCACUGCAGCAUGAGCCAUCACCUUCAGAACAUUCCUCGAUUACCUCCCUGGAGCCCAAGAAAGGCAAAUUUGUAAUGGGGCCAGAUGAAGACGGCAAUAUUUACCUGCUUUUAGUGUACUUGCCUGUCCUGAAGAAUGGCACCACCACUAUUGAAGAGUUCCUGGUGGUGGUGUACGUCGAGGAUAGCAUAUUGGUAACCCUCAUCUACGAGUCUAGUUUCCAAGAGCUAGUCAUUCCUAGUUUCUUUGAGGAGCUCAGGAUGAAUGUUUGUGAACCAGCAUUGGAGAUAAUCAACGAUUGUGUCGCCUUGACUGCUGGCGGAAUGACCCUUCAAAGCAGCAUUUCCUCGUUGCCGAACCCCGUGAACAAUAUCAUCAGCGGGAGAAACGAAAACAAUGAAUCGAACGAAAUAGACAGCGACUUUUUCUUCAUUGUCUACGACACGAAAGAUGGCUCAUUUCAAAGCUCGCUUCCGUGGCUUCCUCAAGACGUUCCUCAAGAUAUCGGGAAGGAGAUGGCGCAGGUAUCCUACCAAUACCAGAAUGCCUUUUUCCAUCUCCAUGAUCAGCUAGCGGACUACUUUGUCGUGAGGGAAGCGGGGCUGUUGUUUCAAGCUGGUGCUGUCAAAGAACAUCUCCACAAGUACUCAACCAACAAGUACAACGACUGGCUCAUGUACUUCAUCAGACACCGCCACAAGUCGAUCCCUGUGGACAUCCUCGGUGUAUGA
This is a messenger RNA of Candidozyma duobushaemuli, 1848 nucleotides long. RefSeq lists its product as uncharacterized. Gene Ontology annotation, biological process: vesicle-mediated transport. Bases 1 to 1848 code for a protein of 615 amino acids. Gene Ontology annotation, cellular component: intracellular membrane-bounded organelle; Mon1-Ccz1 complex. Lineage: Eukaryota; Fungi; Ascomycota; Pichiomycetes; Serinales; Metschnikowiaceae. The record is from RefSeq and is a predicted model, not a curated record. The transcript has 3 exons.